This is a messenger RNA of Linum tenue, 1300 nucleotides long. Lineage: Eukaryota; Viridiplantae; Streptophyta; Magnoliopsida; Malpighiales; Linaceae. The record is from the annotation of a GenBank genome assembly.
AGGUCUUGAACAUGUUGUGUUGUUGGGUGGAGGAUCCGAAUUCAGAAGCAUUCAAGAGCCAUCUGCCCAGAAUCAAAGAUUACCUCUGGGUAGCUGAAGAUGGCAUGAAAAUGCAGGGAUACAACGGUUCUCAACUGUGGGAUGUCUCGUUUGCGAUCCAAUCGAUUCUCUCAACGAAUCUCUGGGAAGAGGAAUUCUGUGCUUCAAUGCUCAAGAAGGCACACAACUUCAUAAAAAACACACAGAUUAGAGAGGAUCCUUCAGGCGAUCUAAAGCAAUGGUAUCGUCAUGGUCGAAAAGGUGGAUGGCCUUUCUCCACUCCAGAUAAUGGAUGGGCCGUCUCAGACACUUCUGCAGAAGGCCUAAAGGCUGCUAUGAUUCUGUCUCAGAUGCCAGCAGAAGUUGUAGGAGAUCGUCUUCCAGUAAACCAAUUGUUCGAUUCUGUUAAUUGCAUUGUAUCUUUCCAGAAUGAAAAUGGAGGGUUUGCUUCGUAUGAGCUUACAAGAUCUUACCAAUGGUUAGAGGCCCUCAACCCUUCCGAGAUGUUUGGAGAUAUCAUGAUAGAUUAUCAGUACGUGGAAUGCACUUCGUCGGCAAUUCAAGGACUGAAAGCGUUCACAACAGCUCAUCCAGGACACAGAGAGAAAGAGAUUCGAGCGUGUAUUGUUAAAGCCCUUCACUUCAUUCAAACCAUACAACUCCCCGACGGCUCCUGGUAUGGGUCUUGGGGAGUUUGCUUCACAUAUGGGACAUGGUUUGGGAUAACAGGGCUUGUGGCUGGAGGGUUGACCUACCAGAGUUGCCCCUCCAUCAAGAAAGCCUGCGAUUUCUUGCUAUCCAAGCAACUCCCUUCUGGAGGCUGGGGAGAGAGCUACCUUUCUUCUCAAACUAAGGUUUACACAAACUUGGAAGGUGGGAGGUCACAUUUAGUGAACACUUCGUGGGCCAUGUUGGGCCUCAUUGAAGCUGGACAGGCCGAACGGGAUCCCAGCCCACUACAUCGAGCUGCGAAGUUCCUGGUUCAUUCAGCAAUGGAGAAUGGAGACUUCCCACAGCAGGAAAUCAUAGGAGUAUUUAACAAGAAUGUCAUGAUCAGUUAUUCGACAUAUCGAAACAUAUUUCCGAUCUGGGCGCUCGGAGAGUAUCACAAUCGGGUAUCGUUGCCUCUGCAGAAGCAUUGAAACUCCAACCAUGUUUAUAUAUGAUCUAUGUAUAACGUAUAUGUAUUAUAUAAAUUUAUGUGCCCAUUAUUAUGGAAACUUUUGGAGGGGACAUUUAUGGCAUAAAUUUUUCUGUUUUG